AUGGAGCCUCCCGUAAAGCGCCAGCGAUUAAGCCAUACACCAACAAGUCGUCUUCAGCAUGAGGACGACGAGCUCGACUUUGAAUCCGAGAAUGUCGACCAUCAACGAGACUCCGGCCUCCAGCUCGCAGAGUCCAGGGCCUUCGCUGCUUACAAGCUCAAGUCGACAUUCGAGCACAUUUUUGAAAAGUACGAACGAGACUUCACAGGAAUUGGAGAUGAGAUCGACCUACGAACAGGAGAGAUCGUUGUCGACAAUGGCCACAUCCAACGAUUGGGCCUAGGCGGCGUGGAUAGUUUUCUUGAAGAAGACGAGGGCAUGCUUCUGGAAGAUGCGUUUGUGACUUCUGAUGAAGAAGAUCAUGGGCAAGCGCAACCUGGCUUCUCUUCAAAGCCACAACCGCGCGACACUUUGCGGCCAGGGGAAGGAGAGGAGUCUCGAGCUUCAGAGCACCGACAACCGCCGCCACUCAGCCCAACCCAAGCGGCUGCCACUUCGGCACUCCAAGGCGGAGAAGGCCCCGAACUGUCAACACCGGGCGGUCUUGGAACUGAGCACAGGCUCUCAAAAGUAGCAUCCGCUUUGGAGGACGCCACGGCUGCCUUCACCGGAGUUUAG
Molecule: messenger RNA, 618 nt
Organism: Verticillium nonalfalfae
Lineage: Eukaryota; Fungi; Ascomycota; Sordariomycetes; Glomerellales; Plectosphaerellaceae
Exons: 2
Coding region: 1-618 (205 amino acids)
Cellular component (GO): nucleus
Molecular function (GO): histone binding; protein heterodimerization activity
Source: RefSeq, a predicted model, not a curated record